AUGCACAACUGCGUCUGUGUACACAGGAUCUCCUACCAGGACACCAACUCUAUUCCAGCUGAAGAGCGCCUGUCCAUCUGUCUGUGGUUUCUUGCCACUGGGGACUCCUACAGGACCAUUGCGGGGAGCUUCAGAGCAGGCAUAUCCACCGUCUCCAUGCUCAUCCCAGAUGUGGUGGCAGCCAUCUGGGACUGCCUCGUGGAGGAGUUCAUGGCUGUGCCUGGAGCAGAGGAGUGGAGUGAGUCCAGUAUCUGCCAGGUUCGGGCCACAGUGAUGCUGUAUGAUGACGGCUCCAAGCGCUGGAUCCCCUCGGGCUCCGACUCUCCAGCCCUGAGUCGGGUCCACAUCUACCACAACCCCUCUGCCCACACCUUCAGAGUGGUGGGACGCAAGCUCCAGGCCGACCAGCAGGUGGUGAUAAACUGUCCCAUCCUGAAGGGGAUGAAGUACAACCAGGCCACUCCGAGUUUCCACCAGUGGAGAGACUCCAGGCAGGUGUGGGGCCUGAACUUCAGCAGUAAAGAGGACGGGGCUGCCUUCGCUAAAGCCAUGCUGAUGGCUCUAGAGGCUCUGAGUGCACCCGCUCCUGCAGCCCCAGUGCAAAGUGAACCUUCUGCCCAAGAGUUGGAGCACCAGGGAGGACAGAAGCAGGCCUCAGCCCCCCCACCAGCUCCUCCUGCUCCGCCCGCCCCUCCUGCUCCGCCCGCCCCGCCUCCUGCCCCCGGACUGGCUCAGACAGCACCUCCAGCCCCUCCACCUCCUCCUGGGGGAGCAGGGGCACCUCCUCCCCCACCUCCCCCACCUCCCCCCCCUAAUGCUGGAGGAGGCAGUGGAGGAGGCAGCGAUUUGGCUGCAGCUCUGGCAGGAGCCAAACUCCGCAAAGCAGCCCCCAAGGAUGAAGGAGCUGUAUCCCCCAAACCAGCUCCCUCUUCAGGGGGCGGGGUUGGCCUGAUGGGAGAAAUGAGUGCUAUUCUCGCCAGAAGGUUGAAGGCUUCAAAUGCCCCACCACAGAAAAAAGAGGAGCUACAGUCUGACUUACGUGAGUCACAAAGGUUCUCAGGAGCAGAAGAGGCCAGUGAAAAGCCCAAGGACCAUGCGGCCACGAUGCCGAGGCCAAAAUCUCUAACCAGCAGAGAUGCCAGUCCGGCCUCCUUGUUCCCGACCUCGGCCCCUCUGUCCAGGAUGAAGAUGACAAAGAAUAACAGUGAAGGGUCUGGAAGUGAUGGCCUGGACUUAGACCAGUUAAAAAAGGACAUCCUGGAUGAAGUGAAGAAGGAGCUACAUAAGGUGAAGGAGGAGAUCAUAGCAGCUUUGACCCAGAAGCAGCAUUUUGCACAGAACAACAGUGAAGACGCCGCUAGAGAGUCUGGAUGUGGCCUGCUCCUGCUCCAGCCUGUCAAAACGGCUCCUAAACCACUUCAACGUGGACCAAACACCUCUUUACGCACGGUGAACUUUGAUGACCGCGAUUGGGAAACGCCUCUCACUAUGAACGACGUCAGUGUAGUGCGAGAAGGCUGGCUCCAGAAGAGAGGUGAAUACAUAAAAACAUGGAGGCCCAGAUAUUUCGUUUUAAAAAGUGAUGGCUCCUUUAAUGGCUACAAAGAAAAACCAGACCUGAGUGAUCAGAGUCCUCCACCUCUCAACGACUUUUCGGUAGCCCAGUGCCAGUUAAUGAAGACAGAAAGACCCAAGUCAAACUCUUUUGUUAUCCGUUGCCUGCAGUGGACCACUUUCAUUGAACGCACUUUUCAUGUGGAAACCAAUGAGGAGAGAGAGGAGUGGAUGCGGGCAAUCCAGUCUGUGGCCAACAAUCUGAAGAUGCGUGAGGAGGAGGAGGAGGAGGAGCCUAUGGAUAUGUUUGGCUCACCGAGCGAGUGUAGUUUGGAAGAGAUGGAAGUGGCCCUGUCCAAGAGUGGCAAUAAAGUGAAUAUGAGUGACUUUGAAUAUUUAAAGUUGCUCGGUAAGGGGACGUUCGGGAAAGUGAUUCUUGUCAAGGAAAAGUCUACCGGAGUACACUAUGCCAUGAAAAUAUUGCGGAAAGAAGUCAUUAUAGCUAAGGAUGAAGUUGCGCACACAGUUACUGAGAGCAGAGUUUUACAAAACACACGCCAUCCCUUUCUCACUACACUCAAGUACGCCUUCCAAACACACGAUCGCUUGUGUUUUGUUAUGGAAUACACCAACGGAGGCGAGCUCUUCUUCCACUUGUCACGUGAGCGGGUCUUCACAGAGGACCGGGCGCGCUUCUAUGGGGCAGAGAUUGUGUCUGCGCUGGAAUACCUUCAUUCACGAGACGUGGUGUACAGAGACCUCAAGCUCGAGAACCUGAUGCUGGACAAAGAUGGACACAUUAAGAUUACAGACUUUGGACUUUGUAAAGAGGGUAUUACGUCUGAUGCCACCAUGAAGACCUUUUGUGGAACUCCUGAGUACCUUGCUCCAGAGGUUCUGGAGGACAAUGAUUAUGGGCGCGCGGUGGACUGGUGGGGCCUGGGCGUGGUCAUGUACGAGAUGAUGUGUGGUCGUCUGCCCUUCUACAACCGAGAUCACGAGCGACUGUUUGAGCUCAUCCUAAUGGAGGAGAUCCGCUUUCCCAGAAACCUUUCUCCAGAGGCCAAGUCCCUUUUGGCCGGCCUGCUUAAGAAAGACCCAAAGCAAAGGAAGGUUUUACAGAGAGGCGGAGGACCUAAUGAUGCCAAAGACGUCAUGAAUCACAUUUUCUUUGUCAGUGUUAACUGGCAGGAUCUUGAACAGAAGAAGAUUAACCCUAUUUUCAAACCUCAAGUCACAUCAGAGACGGACACACGGUACUUUGACGAGGAGUUCACCGCGCAGACUAUCACUCUCACACCUCCAGGCAAACAGCUCAAUCUGGACUGUGAAGACCCCAGGCAACAAGCACAUUUUCCCCAGUUCUCCUAUUCUGCUAGCAUAAGAGAGUGA
Knipowitschia caucasica is the source of this 2946-nucleotide messenger RNA. The record is from the annotation of a GenBank genome assembly. Lineage: Eukaryota; Metazoa; Chordata; Actinopteri; Gobiiformes; Gobiidae.